AUGCUGUUCUUCAUUGCCCUGGACUCACUUAGUAUACAUAGCAGAAUUCACACUGGAGAGAAACCGUGUAUAUGUAAGGAAUGUGGAAAGGCCUUUGCUAGAGCCUCAGGACUUAGUGUACAUAGGAAAAUUCACACUGGAGAGAAACCGUAUAUAUGUAAGCAAUGUGGGAAGGCCUUUGCUGUAGCCUCAACUCUUGGUGAACAUAGGAAAAUUCACACUGGGGAGAAACCAAAUAUAUGUAAGGAAUGUGGAAAGGCCUUUGCUUGGGCCUCAACAUUUAGAGAACAUAGGAAAAUUCACACUGGAGAGAAACCGCAUAUAUGUAAGGAAUGUGGAAAGGCCUUUGUUAGAGCCUCAAAACUUACUGUACAUAGGAAAAUUCAUACUGGAGAGAAACCGUAUAUAUGUAAGGAAUGUGGGAAAUCCUUUGCUGAAUCCUCAACACUUAGUAUACAUAGCAGAAUUCACACUGGAGAGAAACCGUGUAUAUGUAAGGCAUCUGGAAAGGCCUUUGCUAGAGCCUCAGGACUUAGUGUACAUAGGAAAAUUCACACUGGAGUGAAACCAUAUAUAUGUAAGGAAUGUGGAAAGACAUUUGCUAGAGCCUCAGGACUUAGUGUACAUAGGAAAAUUCACACUGGAGAGAAACCGUAUAUAUGUAAAGAAUGU
Sorex fumeus (smoky shrew) is the source of this 672-nucleotide messenger RNA. RefSeq names its product zinc finger protein 479-like. Gene Ontology annotation, molecular function: DNA-binding transcription factor activity, RNA polymerase II-specific; RNA polymerase II cis-regulatory region sequence-specific DNA binding. The transcript is spliced from 2 exons. Gene Ontology annotation, biological process: regulation of transcription by RNA polymerase II. The record is from RefSeq and is a predicted model, not a curated record. The annotation marks the transcript as partial. Lineage: Eukaryota; Metazoa; Chordata; Mammalia; Eulipotyphla; Soricidae.